Thamnophis sirtalis is the source of this 1997-nucleotide messenger RNA. The record is from RefSeq and is a predicted model, not a curated record. NCBI's taxonomy places the organism in Eukaryota, Metazoa, Chordata, Lepidosauria, Squamata, Natricidae.
UUAAGCUUUGUGACUAUGAGGUCACUUUGUGCUUUGAAGGCACUUUUGCAGGGAAGAGCAACAGAGACUGGAAUCGAGUUAUUUGAGUUCUGAGCCUGUUGAAAGUUGUCAAAGAAACCACUGCUCUGCAGUCAUAAUAGGAUAAAAAAAAACAUUUAAAAGAGGCACAUUGAGACUCUCUUCUGUUGCUUGCCCGGUGCUGAAGGAGAUGAAUGUAACCACAUCACCCAAGACUAAAAAUGAACAGGACUGCUUAAGAUAUGGUAAAACGGGCAGCUUUCAGUUGGAUGAUUUUAUAGCUGGAUGGGUAGGAGGAGCUGCAGGUGUUAUUGUGGGGCAUCCUUUGGACACAGUAAAGACCCGCUUACAAGCUGGGCAAGGCUAUGGAAACACACUUAACUGUAUCCGCACUAUAUACAAAAAGGAAGCUGUUACUGGUUUUUUUAAGGGAAUGUCUUUCCCAUUAAUCAGCAUUGCUGCUUAUAAUUCAUUGGUAUUUGGUGUCUUCAGCAGUACCCAAAGGUUUAUUUGCCAACAUCGUUAUGGGAAACCUAACCAUCCUCCUGCACUUACAGAUAUAACUUUAGCAAGCAUAGUAACUGGGGCUUUCUCAGUAGGAAUUGGUUGCCCAGUUGAUCUAGUAAAAAUAAGGCUACAGAUGCAGACACAGACUUUUCCUAAGGCCACCCUGGAAAUGAAGCACAAAGCAACUGGCAUUUCAGUACAGGCUGCCUACCGAGGUCCAAUUCACUGUAUCGCUAACAUUCUCCAGCAGGAAGGUUUGCCAGGCCUCUUUCGAGGUACGACUGCCAUGCUUCUGAGGGAUGUCCCAGGAUACUGCGUCUACUUUAUCCCUUACGCAUUGGUUUCUGCCUGGCUCACUGCAGAAGAAUGUCUUUCUCCCACUCCCUUUGCAGCGUGGAUGGCUGGUGGCAUUGCAGGUCUUUUUCAGAGGUCUUACAGUGAAUACAGUGCGAGGAUUCCCUGUAAGUGCUGCCACAUUCCUUGGAUACGAACUUUCACUCAAAGCCUUAAGAAAAGAAGCAGAGACAAAUCCCUGAAUUCUAGGUCAGUUUCACACAACCUCGAGCACUUCCAAAUAUGCUCCAUCAGUACAAUCAUCUGAAAAAGAUGAAUGAUGGGUUGGAUAUCAUGGACAGUAUCCAGUUGUUCUGCAUCUGUACAAAUCAUGUUUUUGGCACUAAAAAAACUUUUUAAUUGUUUGAAAUUCUGUUAUUUGUGGGGAAAGACACACACAAAGGUAAUUUAACAGGAGGCACACUGCCUGCCCUCAAGAAAUUUUUAAAAAAGCAAUAUAUGAAGGUUAAUGAAAAGCAAUGCUUCUACUUUCACAAUUUUAAUUUAAUUAGUGAUACUGUAAUUAAUAAAACAGACAAAAUAUUCUUAAAAUGAAUCCUUUUGUUAACAGUAUUUAUUUCUUCAUGCAAUGACCACCAUUUGCUGCACACUUCUGCAAUAUGCUGACGCUGUAAACCGCUUAGAGAGAGCUGAAAGUCCUAUGAAGCGGUAUAUAAGUCUAAUUGCUAUUGCUAUUUCUUGAGACAAACAGAUGCCCACUGUUCCUUCGAUUUAGGGAAAAGGAUGGAAAUAAAUGGUACUAAAUCUACUCUGAUAUGAAUACCAUAUCCUGAGUGUGUCUACUAUCCUGCACUGGGCUCUGGAUGACCUAGGAUAGGCCCAUGGCUGUCCUGAACACCAUCUCAGACCCCUAUUCCUAGGAAAGGCGGAUUAAAGUUUUUCCCAAGACUGUAAAUAUGAAGAACUCCCAUCACCAAUCUUGAACUAACUGUUUACAUACAUUUUUUUCUUCCAAGCAAAUAUUUUUGGUUCACACAAAAAAAUAACAAUCUUCUAUAAAACACUUUAACUAUUUAAAAGUUUUGAUUUUUAUUAUUUGAAUUGAAAAAAGGAGCAGCAAUGUCAGAUCUCAUUUAAAAAAACCAAAUAAGAGACUUGUAUCCUCCCACUACAAUGUG